AUGGGGAGUGACACGGUGCGUUACGCUCUGGAUAUCCUGGCCCUCCUGGUGGUGGUUCCUAAAGUCCAGCUGGUGCUCGCUGAGACCGUGGAGGUUCUGGACGAGACCCGCUCCCCUGUCUCCACUGUGGGAAUGAGCAUCAUUCUCGGCGUGGCGGAGGGAGAGGUGUUCGUCCACGAUGCAGAGAUCCAGAAGUCUGCUCUGCAGGUGAUAAUAAACUGUGUGUGUGCCCCGGAUCAGAGCCUGAGUCCUGGGGGGGGCUUUCCCCCGGCCCCCCCUUAUGUUCUGCACCACAUGUGGCAGCUGGUGCAGAACAACAACGGCAUCAAGGUGCUCCUCUCGGUUCUCUCGGUGAAGAUGCCCAUCACAGAUGCAGAUCUGAUCCGAGCUCUGGCCUGUAAAGCUCUGGUUGGAUUGUCCCGCAGCGCCGCCAUCAGACAGAUCAUCAGCAAGCUGCCGCUGUUUACCAGCAGCCACAUCCAGCAGCUGAUGAAGGAGCCUCUGCUUCAGGACAAACGCAGCGAGCACGUGCGUUUCUGCCGCUAUGCAGCGGAGCUAACGGAGCGCGUGUCGGGGAAACCUCUCCUCAUGGGGAGCGACGUCUCAUUGGCUCGCCUGCAGAGGGCCAACGUGGUCGCCCAAUCACGGAUCACCUUCUCCCAGAAGGAGCUGCUGGUGUUGAUCAGGAACCACCUGGUGGCCAAAGGGCUGCAUGACACCGCAAACACCCUCGUCAGGGAGGCCAACCUCCCCUCCUCCCCUCCUCUGAUCUGCAGGAGUCACCGCUCAGACAGACAAGGUCGUAUCGGCGGCGGCCAUGUUGGCUCUUCUCCUGCGUCCUCAUUGGCUGUUGCCUCCUCCUCCUCCACUCCCAUUCGCUCCCUCGUCCUCGCCUCCCCCUCGCCAGCGUCUCUUCUGGCGGGUCGGAUUCUGUUUUCUCGAGAACGCCCGCCUGCGAUCUGUAACUCUGGGAGGAGACUGAGGGCGCUGAAGCAGAAGUCGGACCACGGUGCCUUCAUACAGACUCCGGCCAUGAAGAUGCAGCCCCCCCUCGCCCCCCCCUCCCCCCCCUCCCUGGACAGCAUCAUCACAGAGUUCCUGAGGGAGCAGCAUGCGCGCUGCAUUAACCCCGUCACCACCUGCCCCCCCUUCUCCCUCUUCACCCCCCACCGCUGCCCCGAGCCCACGCAGCGCCGCAUGGCCGAGCCCAACUUCAGCGCCCGGCUGGGGGGACGGGGCCUGUACCCGAGGCACGGGGGGGUGGACCGGGGGGGGCUGGACCGGCACCUCAUCUUCAGCAGGUUUCGCCCGAUGUCGGUGUUUCACGAGGGCGACGGAGACGAGAGCGGCUUCACCUGCUGCGCCUUCUCCGCCCGGGAGCGCUUCCUGAUGCUGGGAACCUGCUCCGGACACCUCAAGUUCUACAACGUGUUCUCCGGGGAGGAGGAGGCCAACUACACCUGCCACACCUCCGCCAUCACACACCUGGAGCCCUCCAGGGAUGGGAAGCUGCUGCUCACCUCUGCCUCCUGGAGCGUCCCGUUAUCUGCUCUCUGGAGUAUAGACAGUGUCUUCACCCUCAAGAACUCGUUUGUGGACGAUCACUACGUGGAGUUCAGUAAACACUCUCAGGACCGAGUCAUCGGCACCAAGGACCAAGUCGCUCACAUCUACGACAUCCAGACGGGCGUGAAGACCCUGACGCUGAACGACCCUUCGCUGGCCAACAACUACAAGAGGAACUGCGCGACCUUUAACCCCAGCGACGACCUGGUGCUGAACGACGGCGUGCUGUGGGACGUCCGAAACUCACGAGCCAUUCACAAAUUUGACAAGUUCAACAUGAACAUCAGCGGAGACUUCCACCCCAACGGCCUGGAGGUCAUCAUCAACACCGAGAUCUGGGACCUGAGGACGUUCCACCUGCUGCACACGGUCCCCGCUCUGGAUCAGUGCAGACUGGUGUUCAACAGCAACGCCACCAUCAUGUAUGGAGCGAUGCUGCAGGCCGAUGAUGAGGACGACGCCAUGGAUCAGCAGAUGAAGAGUCCCUUCGGCUCCUCCUUCCGGACCUUCGAUGCCACGGACUACAAGCCCAUUGCCACAGUGGAUGUGAAGAGGAACAUAUUUGACCUGUGCACCGACACCAAGGACUGCUACCUGGCUGUCAUCGAGAACCAGGACACAGUGAGUCUGGACACAGUGUGCCGUCUGUACGAGGUUGGGAGACACAAACUGGCCGAGGAGGGAGACGACGACGACGACCAGGACGAUGAUCAGGACGAUGACGACUCUUCGGACUCGGACGAUGAUGAUGAUGACGAUGAUGACGACAUGGACACCGACCCUCUGAUCGAGGAACUCGCCGGAGGAGACAACCCGGAGAACGACGAGGGAGGAAACUCCCCCACAGAGCAGGAGAUCAGAGAUAUUCUUCUUAACAGUGACGACAGUGAUGAUGAUGACAAUGAAGAUGCUUCAGUAGAUUCGGACGAUUCGUUCAGAACUACUGAUGGAUCCGGAUCAUCAUUUGAGAACCCCUUUGAUUUGAGCCCUUCGGAUGAUGACAGUCGGGCCCUGCAGGCGCUCAGCGACCGAUGGUUCUCCUGACGGGACGACAUUAUACCCCCCCCCCCUCUCUCUUUUUAAAGCAUCAUUUCUCUCUCUUAAGGUUGAGUUGACUGAACUCUGAUCAAAUUUCCUGGAGGACAACGCUGACGUCUGUGAGAUCUUCUCUAUUUUAUUUUUAGAGGAAGCACGGUGAUGAUGAAUAAAUAUUUCCCAGAGUUCUUGGGGCUCAACAUGC
Molecule: messenger RNA, 2806 nt
Organism: Trematomus bernacchii (emerald rockcod)
Lineage: Eukaryota; Metazoa; Chordata; Actinopteri; Perciformes; Nototheniidae
Product: DDB1- and CUL4-associated factor 1-like
Exons: 19
Coding region: 1-2610 (869 amino acids)
Biological process (GO): protein ubiquitination
Cellular component (GO): Cul4-RING E3 ubiquitin ligase complex; nucleus
Molecular function (GO): histone H2AT120 kinase activity; nuclear estrogen receptor binding
Source: RefSeq, a predicted model, not a curated record